GAUAUAAUCCCUCCACCUGGUCCUGGGUAGAGAUAUAAUCGCUCCACCUGGUCCUAGGUAGAGAUAUAAUCCCUCCACCUGGUCCGUCGGGACAUGUUCUUUGGUGUCAGAUUGGUGUGUAGGGGCCUUUAGCCGUAGAAGUAAAAACUGAUGUUUGUGUUUCAGGCCCGAUGACCUCUGUGACCUUCAGAGUCUGCCUCCCCCCGCUGAAGAGACACACCUGGCUCCCCACCCUGAAGAGACACACCUGCCCCCCCCCCCCAGCCACCCCUACAGAAUGGCACCCCCCGCACACCUCAGCCCCUCAGCCAAUCCCUUCAGGCCGCACCUCGAAGCCCCGCCCACAGCCCCAGCAAAUCAGUGCCUGUGAACCAGAAUAUUACCCAGAGUUACUUCCGGUCCCCUCACAGAACAGGUCCAGCCUUACCGCAUAUUAUUACCCACAAUGCCUUUGACCUGCCGUCUGCUACAGCCCCCCCCUCCCCUCCACUAAGCCCCUCCCCCCCUGACCCCCCCUCCCCUCCACUAAGCCCCUCCCCCCUCUUAAUCGGCCCGCCUCCUGUGAUGUCAUCAGCCCCCACACAGAUGACCACGCCCCAUUUGGCCAUGAGCCCAAUGCCUCCAGUGUUGACUCCGCCCCCUCCCGUGUUGACUCCGCCCCUUCCAGUGUUGACUCCGCCCCCUCCAGUGUUAGCCACGCUCCCUCCCGUGCAGCUGCUGGGCUCUGAUGAUGAGGAGCAGGAGGAUCCGUCAGACUACUGCAAAGGAGGGUACUACCCGGUGCAGAUCGGAGAUCUGUUCAAUGGACGCUACCAUGUGGUCCGGAAACUGGGCUGGGGACACUUCUCUACAGUGUGGCUGUGCUGGGAUCUGCAGAGGAAGCGCUUCGUGGCGCUGAAGGUGGUGAAGAGCGCUCCACAUUACACAGAGACAGCUGUGGAUGAGAUCAAGCUCCUCAGAUGUGUGAGGGACAGCGACCCCUCCGACCCUUUCAGAGAGACGAUCGUUCAGCUGAUCGACGACUUCAAGAUCUCCGGAGUCAAUGGAGUCCAUGUGUGUAUGGUUCUGGAGGUGUUGGGUCAUCAGCUGUUGAAGUGGAUCAUUAAGUCAAACUACAUGGGGAUUCCUCUGGUGUGUGUGAAGAGCAUCAUCAGACAGGUGCUGCAGGGGCUGGACUACCUGCACAGGAAGUGUAAGAUCAUCCACACGGACAUCAAGCCGGAGAACAUCCUGCUGCAGGUGGACGAGCUGUAUGUGAGACGCCUAGCUGCUGAAGCUACACACUGGCAGAGAGCCGGAGCCCCGCCCCCCUCAGGGUCCUCAGUUAGCAUGGCUCCUAGGGACGACCAGGAUGGUAGGCUGUCUAAGAACAAGAAGAAGAAGUUGAAGAGGAAAGCAAAGCGUGAACACAGACUGCUGGAGGAGAGACUGCACAACAUACAGAGGAUGGAGGAAGAGGACAGUGUGUUACAACCUGACCACGCACACACUAACUGCUUACCUGUCGUCAACGGCAACACUUCCUGCUCCAUAGCCAAUAACAAGGCGAGCCCGGAAAGCAGCUGCUCCUGGUUGGACGACAGGAUGAAUGACCACGCCCCCUGCCGGUUCUCUAGCCCCGCCUCCGGCCAAUCAGGCUUCUCCAGCUCUGUGAUGUCAGCGACGUCCGGGUCAGCAAUCUCCUCCCAGUCGGGGUACUCCAGUGGGAGAGACGUCUCCAGCGCCUCAGACUUCCUGCUCAGUCCUCUGGAUCCUCUCAAUGCUCACAGCCUGAGAGUGAAGAUCGCUGAUCUGGGAAAUGCAUGCUGGGUACACAAACACUUCACAGAGGAUAUUCAGACCCGUCAGUACCGAGCUCUGGAGGUUCUGAUUGGAGCAGAAUACGGACCUCCAGCUGACAUCUGGAGCAUCGCCUGCAUGGCGUUCGAGCUGGCGACCGGAGAUUACAUGUUUGAGCCACAUUCAGGAGAGGAUUACACCCGAGACGAAGAUCACAUCGCUCACAUCAUAGAGCUGCUCGGAGCGAUCCCUCUUCCCUUCGCUCUGUCUGGCAGGUACUCCAGAGAGUACUUUGAUAGGAGAGGCUGUCUGAGGCACAUCUCCUCUCUGAAGCCCUGGGGUUUGUUCGAGGUUCUUCUGGAGAAGUACGAGUGGCCUCUGGAGCAGGCGGCGCACUUCAGUGACUUUCUGAACUCCAUGUUGGUUCUUCAGCCGGAGAAACGAGCCACAGCAGAGCAGUGUCUGCAGCACGACUGGCUACACACACACUGACACACACACACACACACACACACACACACACACACACACACACACACACACACACACACACACACACUGACAAACACACACACUGACACACACACUUUCUUCUCUUUGGUGUUUCCUGAGUGUGUGUUUGCCCAUUUUGUUUCCCGCUCUUUUUAACCUCAGUGAUGAACACACUGUAGCCUCAGAUCACCUUUGACCUCUCACCUGUUUGUACCCUCACAUAAAUAGUGCCUUGAAAUACCGCCCACGUCCACUGACAUCACAGUGACAUCACCGUGACAUCACUGUGACAUCACCGUGACAUCACCGUGACACUACUGUGACAUCACCCUGACAUCACCGUGACAUCACCGUCACAUCACCCUGACAUCACCGUCACAUCACCCUGACAUUACCGUGACAUCACCCUGAUGUCACGGUGAUGUGACGGUGAUGUCACCGUGACAUUACCGUGACAUCACCCUGACAUUACCGUGACAUCACCGUGACAUUACCGUCACAUCACCCUGACAUCACCGUCACAUCACCCUGACAUUACCGUGACAUCACCGUGACAUCACCGUCACAACACCGUGACAUUACCGUGACAUCACCCUGACAUCACCCUGACAUCACCGUGACAUCACCGUGACAUCACCGUGACAUUACCGUGACAUUACCGUGACAUUACCGUGACAUUACCGUGACAUUACCGUGACAUCACCCUGACAUUACCGUGACGUCACCGUGACGUCACCGUGACAUCACCGUGACGUCACCCUGACGUUACCGUGACGUCACCGUGACAUCACCCUGACAUCACCGUGACAUCACCGUGACAUCACCGUGACGUCACCCUGACGUUACCGUGACGUCACCGUGACAUCACCCUGACAUCACCGUGACAUCACCCUGACAUUACCGUGACAUCACCCUGACAUUACCGUGACAUCACCGUGACAUCACCGUGACAUCACCCUGACAUUACCGUGACAUCACCCUGACAUUACCGUGACAUUACCGUGACAUCACCGUGACAUUACUGUGACAUCACCCUGUCAUCACCCUGACAUUACCGUGACAUCACCGUGACAUUACCGUGACAUUACCGUGACAUCACCGUGACAUCACCCUGACAUUACUGUGACAUCACUGUGACAUCACCGUGACACUACUGUGACGACAGUUUUCUACGUUUGUGUGUGUGCUGAGUUUCUUCUUCUGUGGAAAUAAAGAUGACUGACAGCUCGACUCUGUUUA
Gymnodraco acuticeps is the source of this 3510-nucleotide messenger RNA. It is a transcript of the gene srpk3, whose product is annotated as SRSF protein kinase 3. Bases 565 to 2271 code for a protein of 568 amino acids. The transcript has 15 exons. The record is from RefSeq and is a predicted model, not a curated record. Lineage: Eukaryota; Metazoa; Chordata; Actinopteri; Perciformes; Bathydraconidae. Gene Ontology annotation, biological process: regulation of mRNA processing; spliceosomal complex assembly; protein phosphorylation. Gene Ontology annotation, molecular function: ATP binding; protein kinase activity.